GUAUCCAAUCACGGAAGAGUCCACUGUUUUGAGGUUGAGGAGCGAGGAUGAGACUCAUGGUGGUCUAGUUUCAGGCACACAAUGGAGGAGUGCCAAGAUUUCUCCCUUUGUGGUAAAGCAGCUGUGACCGAAACUAAUCUGAGAGAUGAGUACUAUUGGAAGCUGGUUGCAGAUUUCAUUGGUCCUCAGUCGGGAGAAGGAUUAGAGCUUGAGAGGGCACCAUGCAAGAACAGACUUUUGAUCCAAGUAGGACUUCUGAGAGAGGAUAAUAAUUUUCCUUGGAUUGCUAUUUUAGAUUGGCUCAGGAAAAUUUUCCCCAGUCAUCAGUCAGCUGACUUUCGUCGUUUGAUUGAAAGAGGCAUUGCAACAACACUUAGUCUGGGAAGUGAUGCGAGGCUGACUUUCCUGGAAUCAGAGGUCAACUUUAACUUUGUUGGGCCAAUAUGUGAUAGCAUCGGAGUUGAACGAGAACAUCUCUUGGAACUGAGGGAUUUUUCAGAGCGAGCACAGUCAAUUGAAGUCACAAAUGGAUUGAUUCUUGAGCUAAGUGGCUUCAUCACCAGGGAGAAAAUUGCCCCAGUUGUUUUAGUUACUUGGCUUAGAAACUUCAACCCCGAGUACUGUAAGAAUGGGGAAAUUCAAAAGGCAUAUAAAGCCCUCAGAUCCAAGAUCAAAAAAUUAAAACUGUAUUGCCGCAAUUACGAAACAAGAAGUCACAGGAGGAAUGUGGCCAUGGAAAAUCUUCUUCAAACUCCUUUUGAACUUGUGCGGAAAAAAACACCUAGAUUUUUUGUGAAGAAACGCAUGAAAAAAGAUGACACGACAAAUUAUGAAAAAGUUGUAAUCAAGGAGGAAUACGAGCCCGCUGAAAUCAUACCAGGUGAGCGUUCUGAGAUGAACAGGGGAGUUGGUAGAGAAAGCGAUAACAAAUUGGAUGUAUCCAACAGUUUUAUCACUGAUAAAAAAGAGGCCCUGACCCUGCUUGACAUUGCAAUGCUGUCUGUCCAAAAGCUGUCAAGUAUGUAUGGUGGGAAAACCACUGCAUGCAAGCAGGUUUCCUUAGAUCUCCUCCGAAAUCAGUAUAUUCUAACAUGUAAGGAGCAUCCAGCCAUGGCAGAGUUUGAGAAAAAAAUCAACUCACUCUGUGAAGACAUUUCACUUGCCUCUCCUGUGGUGUUUUUAAACUCUAACGCUAGUUUCCUUGUUGACGUUCAUGAUGCCAUUGAGCAGCAGAUUAUGAGCUUUGAAAAAGAGAUUGUUCUAUCAACGGAAGAGAAACUGGGCCGGGACAAGCUUCCCGAAUUCAAGAACUUUGUGAAUUUGUCAGAAAGUGCAACUUCACGCUACAUUCACAUGGCUUGUGAUAUCCUAAGCCCUCGCAGCCCUAGUAAGCAAAACUAUCAAAAACACUGGGUAGCUUUCUGUGAAGAAAAGAGAAAUCCCUCCAGAGUUGCAGUAAAUCAGUCAAACCGAUUCAACAGCUACUUUGAAGCUGCAGCAGGCCUUGUUCACCAUCACCAAGAGAUCGCUCUUUUCUUCUCUGAUUUGCUGACGCUGGAAAACGACAAUUUCCCAAACGUUAUUCUGGAGAGUGUCGCUGCUGAUGCCAAUGAUUCUGUGAUACAGAGCCUUGUGUGCGUUUUGGCCAUCAUUUAUUGCAAAAUCCUUGGUCCUUACUGGCAGCUUCUGAAAAGUGAAGGAGAGUACUUGCUCUUCAGCCAGUACAUGCUCUGUCUCUACCAAAAGUUCCUUGAUUGGUCCAAAGAUCCUUCAACACUGCUGGAACCUGAAGAAACCACAAAUGUUUUUCUGCAGUUUCCACAGCAGGAGAAAACCUUUGAUGGAGUGUUUCAUUACUGUGGCCAGUGGCACACAAACAGGGACCUAAUCAGAGCUUGCUUGAAGAGGGUAUUAAAGGUGAUUGCUGCUGUCACUGAUGAACACCUGAGGGAUUUUCUGCCAGGAGGAACAUUUUCUCAAGUCCCUUCCCCAGAUUUGAGCUUACAACUGGCAAGCUGCACAUUCUCCGUUUUGAUGGCAGAAUAUCCUUUCAGCCACGUGCACUCGGAAGACAAGAAAAGACCUGACAAGUCCUUCAAGAACGCGUCAUUGAGUAGCUGUCAGGAGGAAGAUGACUGGUCCGGUUCAUCUGAUGGAAGCUCUAAUGAGUCUUCUGGAAGGCAAGCUGAAAAGGACACCCACACUGGCCAAAAACAUAACUUCAGUCCCAAGGUAAAGAAAGGCUACAAAAUUAAAAGAGAAAAGGCAGAUAGGGAACAUGAAAAAGUGCUUCACGAGAACGUACAUAGAGACUACAUAAUAGCUACAGUGAGCAGAAACGGAGGGCCGUGCAAGACUCAGCAGGAUGUCGACAAAAUGCUGGUCCGUUUUGAUGGCAAAUCUCGAGCGGAGAAACGGGAAGCACUCCGUUGUGAGAUACUGUACCAGAAAAUGAUUCUGAACAACACAGACCCACACUUAGACUGUGUUUUCCACAACAGCACACAAAUGGUGAUAAAGCUGAAGCUUGCCCUUCCUCGUGUUAAACCUGGGUAUUCUCUUGUUUGGGCACCCAGAAAGACAAAAAUCAAGCCAGUGUCUCAAGUCACAACGGAUGCUGCAACUAAGCAAGAUGAAAUGAGCCACGCAUGAGAGCUUUCAUUACAUCUAAAGUAUUAUACUGAGGCAUAGAGGACGAUAAAUGAGUUGGAAAGUAAGGAGAAGGGAGUUGGGUUAACAUGUGACAUCCUCAUAUGAUUCUGUGUUUACAGACUAAGUAGAAAUACACACAGUGACCUCAAUCUUUGCACACAAAUACUAUGUAAUGUAUGAUUUGUAUAUGCCAGAUGGAUUUGUCAUACGUAAUGUACAUACUUUAUUUUCACUGUUUAUUUUCUGUAUUUUUCUAGAAAGUUAACUUUUUUGUUGCUGAGAGGUAAACUUUUUUAAAAAUACAAGAUUAUAUCUAUUGUGAUCAUGCAGUCAACAAUAACUGUUCGCUUAAAAUGUGUCAUAACUACCGCUGACAAAAUAAACAUUUGCUCAUAACUUGCUGAUAACUACUUUCAAGCUGUGUGAUAAACAAAAUUCAUUGAGACGAGGUUUCAGUGUAGUGAAAGUCAGUUCAGCUUUGGUUCAAGUUCAUGACUUGAAUUUCCCUCGGGAUCAAUGAAGUAUCUAUCUGUCUAUCUAUGACUGUAUUUUUCACCAUCAGUCAGAUUUUGGUUUUGUCAGCCGCAUAAUAAGCCUUGUGUUUCUCAGAUAUGAAGGUCAUGCUUGCAUCACAGGCAUCCGCAGAGUCACCGAGUUCAUUCUUAAAAGUGUUGACUGCAAGGAGCUCAGGAUAGCAGCUUAUUGGGGGGUCACUGUGCCAAAUGUCAAAGCCUCAGUGCUUUUCCAAAUACACAAGCAAAGAAGGGAACGAAACCCACUAUGAUUUCCAGAGAAGAUGCUGGAAUCCUCAAGCCUUACUAUAAACAGCAACCAUUUGGUUUGAUGUUAUGGUUUUGGCAUUUGCAGUUGUAACUGAGCUUUAGACAACUUUGAUAUCCAACAAAGACAAAUAAAUAAAGGUCUCCAUGUCUAACCUGUUC
Messenger RNA from Scatophagus argus, 3593 nucleotides. RefSeq lists its product as uncharacterized. The transcript has 3 exons. The coding region runs from base 82 to 2652 and encodes 856 amino acids. Gene Ontology annotation, molecular function: 3'-5'-RNA exonuclease activity. Lineage: Eukaryota; Metazoa; Chordata; Actinopteri; Scatophagidae. The record is from RefSeq and is a predicted model, not a curated record.